CUUAGCUCCGCGAGUUAUUUACAUAAAGGGCGUGUCCUCUGGUGCUAUUUGCAUGGAGAAGGGGCCGGAGGCGCGAACUCAAUCCCGCGGGAGCCCCCGACCUCUCCGAGUGGCCCAAUUUGCAUGGGGCGGGGCCUGCUCGCACGUACCGCCAGGUGCCGCUUCCUCUUCCAGCCUGCUUCUGCCGCCUUUCCUCCGAUUUCCGCGCUCCCUUUUCCGGCGCCGCCCGCGGCCAGAGACGGGAUGCUCCCGAAGAGGCGACGAGCGCGGGUCCUGUCCCCCGGCGGCCCUGCCUCCUCCUCUCCGCCGCACUUCCCGGGCGUCGCCAUCUACCUGGCCGAGCCGCGCAUGGGCCGCAGCCGCCGGGCCUUCCUCACGCGCCUGGCGGUCUCCAAGGGCUUCAGGGUCCUGGACGCCUACAGCUCCGAGGUGACGCAUGUGGUGAUGGAACAGACCUCAGUGGAGGAGGCCGGCUGCUGGCAGGGGCACAGGGCGGCAGCAGCCUCACCCCAAGGAUGCACCCGCCCAGCACUGCUGGACAUAAGUUGGUUCACAGAAAGCAUGGCAGCUGGGCAGCCCGUGCCCGUGGAGAGCCGGCACCGCCUGGAGGUGGCUAUGCCGGGGAAGGAGCUGCCCAGCCCAGUGAGGAUGCCGCCCUAUGCUUGCCAGCGCCCCACGCCGCUCACACACCACAACACCGGCCUCUCGGAGGCUCUAGAGGUGCUGGCGGAGGCCGCAGGCUUUGAGGGCAGCGAGGGCCGCUUCCUCUCCUUCCAUAGAGCGGCCGCGGUGCUCAAGGCCCUUCCGAGCCGGGUCACAGCCCUGAGCCAGCUGCAGGGGCUGCCGCACUUUGGAGAACACUCCUGCAGGGUUGUCCAGGAGCUGCUGGAACAUGGGGUGUGUGAGGAGGUGGAGAGGAUCCAGCUGUCAGAGCGGUACCAGACCAUGAAGCUUUUCACCGGGAUCUUUGGGGUUGGGGUCAAGACUGCUGACCGGUGGUACCGGGAUGGGCUGCGGACCCUGGACAGCCUCCACGAGCAGCCCGAGAGGCUGACCCAGCAGCAGAGAGCAGGACUCCAGCACUACCGCGACCUGAGCGUCCCGGUCCAGCGGCCGGAGGCAGAGGCCCUGCAGCAGGUGGUGGAAGCCGCUGCGGCGCAUGUCCUGCCCGGGGCCACCGUGACGCUGGUGGGUGGCUUCCGGAGGGGGAAGUUGCAGGGCCACGACGUGGACUUGCUUGUCAGCCACUCCCAGGAGGGCCAGGAGGCCGGGCUGCUGCCCAGCAUGAUGCGCCGCCUGGAGAAGCAGGGGCUUGUCCUAUACCACCAGCACCACCGUGGCCGCCCUGAGGACGCCACCCACCCGACCCCGCGGAGCCACACCAUGGAUGCCUUCGAGAUCAUUUUCUGCAUUUUCUGCCUACCACAACCCCCAGGGGCCGCGGUGGGGGGCGCCCAGAGGAGGGCCGUGCGGGUGGACCUGGUGGCUGUCCCCAUCAGCCAGCUCCCUUUUGCCCUGCUAGGCUGGACUGGCUCUAAGCAUUUCCAGCGGGAGCUGCGCCGCUUCAGCUGGAAGGAGAGAGGGCUGCGGCUGAACAGCCAUGGGCUGUUUGACCCGGAGCGGAAGAUGCUUUUCCACGUGGCCUCCGAGGAAGACAUAUUCAGGCACCUGGGCCUUGAGUACCUUCCCCCAGAGCAGAGAAAUGCCUGAGCCUGCCGGCCCCACCCCACUCUGGCGAGCCAGCCCUGUGGGCUCCAGGGAGAGGAUGUGCUGUGGCCCCAGGUCCUCACCCCUCCUGACCCCCGACCCCCGACCCGGAGCCCCACCCACCCUUCAGUCCAGGAUCUAAUGAAAUGUGCACCUGCACCAAACCAAGCUCUGUGUUCUGAAUGCGCUGCUAUGAUGGGGAGUGCAGGGCACCUGGCCCCCAUCAGCUAUGGGGUGAUAGUUGGGGGCACUGUGGCGGAGUGCUUCUGGGCCAGUGUGGAUGUGAAUGGCGCCGUCUCCGUGGUGGGGUGCUUGCAGAGCCUGAGGUGGCGGAUGGCGGUGUCCCAGGGCUCUGAGCUGGGGGGUGGAGGCCUGGAGCCGCUUCCCACCAGGAGUACGCAGUUGGGGCGCUAAAGGGCGGCCAGCAUCUGGAGAGGGACAGGGUGCAGAGGCAGGAGCUGGGGUUGGGGGAGAACUUCCGGUGCUGGCCCCCACCUUCCAACCAGGUUUGUGGUCUCCGGUCUCUGCCUUUGGUUUUCCAAGCUCUGUUCUCGGAAGGCCUUUAACAGUCACGUAGCGUCCCCCCCCCCCCCCGCUUGCUCCCUGUGCCCCGCAGCUCCCCACCCUGUUAAGUAAUUCCAGAGUCCUCACCGUGGCCCCUAGGGGCCUGGCAUUCCUAUGUCCCCCUGACCCCCGGCCUCCUCUGCACUCCCACUGCGAGCCGCAGAUGCCCGCAGGGCUGGUGGGGGUCCCAGCAUCUCAUGGAGGGGCACUGGCCACGCAGUGUCCUCUGCUCUGGCACCUUCGCUGCUGGACCGUCCACCUGGACACUGUCCGGACUCACAGGUCUCUGUCAGGUGAGGACCCCCCUGACCACCU
This is a messenger RNA of Zalophus californianus (California sea lion), 2586 nucleotides long. RefSeq names its product DNA polymerase mu (gene POLM). The record is from RefSeq and is a predicted model, not a curated record. The transcript has 11 exons. Bases 124 to 1710 code for a protein of 528 amino acids. Gene Ontology annotation, molecular function: DNA binding; DNA-directed DNA polymerase activity. Gene Ontology annotation, cellular component: nucleus. Lineage: Eukaryota; Metazoa; Chordata; Mammalia; Carnivora; Otariidae. Gene Ontology annotation, biological process: double-strand break repair via nonhomologous end joining.